UGUUCAUUCACGAAGUAGCUAUGUAGUGGAUCCUUGAGGCCUUGUCGAGAGCUCGUCACGGUAGUUGUUUAUUAGUGUCCAUGUGAAUUCGGUGUUCCGAGUUACCGCCGUGGGCUACAAGCUGGCUGCUUAUUACAGCACAGCGCAAGCAUCAAAGUCACAUUUAUCUCCCAUAUUUCCACCAAACAUUCGAGAAUCCAUGUCUCUGCAGGGUUUGAUUUCCGGAUCUGAAUGUGCUGUACCACUGAACCCGCUGUCGCAAGUUCUGAAACACACAGAAGGAGACAGAAGCUUGCAGCAGGAUCGUGUAGCUGGUCCUUCAUCCUCCCGACUCCAGCAUCUCCCAGGAUCAGUUCCAUCCCAAGCUGCCGAACAGGAUGUCGCAAUGGCACGUCAGUUCUUCGAAGGACAGCAAAGAUCAGGUGGCCCCGCACUUGCCACACCUCCGUAUCUUCAUCCGGCAGAACUUGCUCGCAUGGCGGAAAUGAAUAGACUUCCAGAAUUCAAUGAAGCAUGGAGUAGGGAAAGAUAUCAGCUUCCAAUGCAGAAUGGUGCGGCUCAAGGCUCAUGGGCAAACGAAUUUAGCGGCACUCAGCAGCAAUCCGUUGGUGGUUCCGCUAUGCAACAUUCUGUUGCCAUGCAGAUGCCUGAAACUCAGAGACAGCAAUUCAUCGGUUCGCAUGGGGUGUAUGGAACGCCCAUGGGUUUUUAUGGGAAUGGGGGACAGCCAUUCUUCCAGGGAUUCAAUCCUACAUCCCUGAGUGCAGACGCGAGCAAAGGAAAGGGUAAAGCCCGCGAAGCUGAUUAUGAAGCUGCGUUUUUGCAGUACGCUGCUUCGUUGCAAAAUCAAGAAUCCACUUCUAGGAUCGUCGAAUUGGACGAUAAUACGGCUUCUUUGGAGCAGGCCAUGGAAAACGUCAAGCUUGAAGAUUCUAAACCGAAGACUAAUGGGGAUUUCAAGGACGUCUGGGAUCAGAUGCAAAACUCGGAUAUACCACCUUCCACCGAAGAUAUCGGCAAAUGGGAAGCACAAUUCAACCAGCUCAUGGGUCGUGAUCGUGAGGAGCUUGACCAAGAUUACACUUCAGCUAUGCAGGACGCUUGGAAUAACAGUUAUGGAAAUUUUAAUGAGAGUGCCCUUGAGUCCAAGUUUAACGAUGAUGGGAUACCCAUCCUGACCGAAUACGUGUUCGAGUCAAAUAACAAAUACCUUGAUCCAUCUUCGUCUAGUCAGUCACUGCUGAGCGAAGCAAAAGUUUUUUUGGAGCAGGGCGGUUCGUUAUCUGAAGCUGCCCUUCUGCUCGAAGCUGCUAUCCAGAAAGGAGAGCUCGGUGAGGGCGGAUAUGAAGCAUGGAUACUUCUUGGCGAAACCAGAAACAUGGAUGAACGCGAAGACCUCGGGCUGCGUGCACUGACCGAGGGUGUUCGCUUAUCAGAAGCUGCCAAUGCCAACGGAGUGGGUAUGCUGUCCUUGGCGAUCUCAUACACCAAUGAGUCUCAUGACCGUGCUGCUUAUAACAUGCUAUUGCGAUGGUUGGGAGUCCGUUUUCCUGAUUUUCCAAUUUCAGAUGAGACCCGAAGGGCUGUUUCUCUGCAUUCAACAUGGGAAUCACAUGAAAAGCUUACAGAGACCUUCCUUACCCUGGUACGACAGCAGUAUAACGAAGGGGUUGUCGAUCCCGAUACUCAGAUUGCCCUUGGUGUGCUAUUUUACGGAUCAACAGACUACGAACGUGCGAAGGAUUGCUUUGAGAGCGCAUUAUCACAGCGUCCUGGGGAUUACCUACUCUGGAACCGAUUAGGAUCAUCUCUAUCCAAUGGGAACAAACCUGAGGAAGCCCUUGGAGCGUACAGGGAAGCUUUGAAUUUACGCCCUACUUACACUCGUGCUAUUUAUAACGUUGGGGUAGCAUGUCUCAAUAUAGGAGCGCACAGAGAGGCAGCUGAACACUUUCUGAGUGCAAUUAGUAUGCAGAAAAGCACGGGCGGUGGUCACACUAGUGAUCAGUUGUGGUUGACCCUGAGGCGUGUGUUUACUGCAAUGGAGCGCAGUGAUCUUGCGGAGAUGGCUAAACCUGAGAACCGGUCAAACUUGGAUGUUUUUCGGCAGCAAGGAUUUGAUUUCUAGUAAUUACACAUGGACUAGACGCCACAUGUAGACCCUGAUCUUGGCUAUUGUAUUCGUGUCGGCCACGUUGGUCAAGUUAGUAACGUUCCGCAUUGUGAAGCUGCGGACGGAUCUAGUAUGAUGUCAGGUUUGAAGAAAUCAAGAAGCUGUGGCUGCUACUCGCACUAGAUUAAUUGACAACCCUAGAUCAGUGAUAUACCUUGCCUUGUCGGGCCGAGCCUUC
Messenger RNA from Suillus bovinus, 2351 nucleotides. RefSeq lists its product as uncharacterized. The transcript is spliced from 10 exons. Gene Ontology annotation, cellular component: cytosol; peroxisomal membrane. NCBI's taxonomy places the organism in Eukaryota, Fungi, Basidiomycota, Agaricomycetes, Boletales, Suillaceae. Gene Ontology annotation, biological process: protein import into peroxisome matrix, docking. The record is from RefSeq and is a predicted model, not a curated record. Gene Ontology annotation, molecular function: protein binding. The coding region runs from base 200 to 2128 and encodes 642 amino acids.